Sphaeramia orbicularis (orbiculate cardinalfish) is the source of this 4474-nucleotide messenger RNA. It is a transcript of the gene srpk1a, whose product is annotated as SRSF protein kinase 1a. The transcript is spliced from 16 exons. The record is from RefSeq and is a predicted model, not a curated record. Gene Ontology annotation, cellular component: nucleus; cytoplasm. NCBI's taxonomy places the organism in Eukaryota, Metazoa, Chordata, Actinopteri, Kurtiformes, Apogonidae. Bases 103 to 2067 code for a protein of 654 amino acids. Gene Ontology annotation, molecular function: ATP binding; protein serine/threonine kinase activity. Gene Ontology annotation, biological process: regulation of mRNA processing; spliceosomal complex assembly; intracellular signal transduction.
CAUCACUGGAGUAGCUCCCCAUGAGCAAAACGAACCAAUGCGCAUGCGCGGAACAUUCGAUCACUGGUGGUGUAGCUAACGGCUAGGCUAGACUCCAGCAACAUGGAACGGAAAGUGUUAGCCCUCCAGGCAAGGAAAAAAAGAGCAAAAGCGAAGAAGACGAGCAAAAAGCAGCCAGUCAAUCCCAGAGCCCGACAGGUGCCACAGCAGCUAGAAGCUUCACCCCAGGAACCAGAGGAACCAGAGGAGAUUCUUGGGUCGGAUGAUGAGGAGCAGGAGGAUCCAAAUGACUACUGUAAAGGUGGUUACCAUCAUGUAAAGGUAGGAGACCUUUACAAUGGAAAAUACCAUGUAAUUCGUAAGCUGGGCUGGGGGCACUUCUCCACCGUGUGGCUCGCCUGGGACAUCCAGGUGAAGAGGUUUGUUGCAAUGAAGGUGGUAAAGAGUGCAGAGCACUACACGGAAACAGCAGUGGAUGAGAUUAAACUUCUUAGAUCUGUAAGAAACUCAGACCCUGAUGAUCCCAACCGGGAGAUGGUGGUCCAGUUGUUGGACGACUUCAAGAUCUCUGGUGUCAAUGGAACUCAUGUGUGCAUGGUGUUUGAGGUGUUGGGACAUCACCUAUUAAAAUGGAUCAUUAAGUCCAAUUAUCAAGGGCUGCCCCUGCCAUGUGUGAAGAGUAUCAUACGACAGGUUUUGCAAGGCUUGGACUACUUGCACUCAAAGUGUGAGAUCAUCCACACAGACAUAAAGCCAGAGAAUAUCCUAAUGAGUGUUGACGAGCCGUAUGUCAGGAGACUGGCAGCAGAAGCCACAGAGUGGCAGAAGGCUGGGGCGCCCCCUCCCUCUGGUUCAGCAAUAAGCACAGCACCUGCACCAAAACAGACGGUAAAAAUGUCAAAGAACAAGAAAAAGAAAUUAAAAAAGAAGCAGAAGCGUCAGGCGGAGCUUCUGGAAAAGUGCAUCCUGGACCUGGAAGAGAUGGAAAAGACCACGGAGACACGCGAGGAGGAAGACGAUGAAGAUGAGGAGCCACAGUCUCCCAAGGGACGGGUCUGCGCGCCUCUCAGACAGGUGUCUUUUCAGGAUCUAGGAAACGAUGGAACCGAGGGUGAGUGCAGUGUCAGUGCGGACCACGUGAGGAUAGGACCAGAAGGGCUGCCAGAGGUGAACUGUAACGGCCACGUAGAAGUGGAGCAGAGGCAGACCCAGUGGAGGGACGAAGACCAACACAACGGAAAUGCAGAGCCUGCAGAAAAAUGUGCCAGUCAGGAUGAGCCACGCGAGGAAUCGCCUGUACACCCGAUCUGCAAUGGUGUGGAUUCUGCUGACCUCAAGGAGCUGGACAUUGAGACUGAAACCAGCGGUGCUCUGUGCAGUGGGGGGACAGAGAGAUGCCUCUCUGCUGGACUGGAGGAGGAGGAGGAGCUGGAACAAGGCAUUUGCCAGGAAGAUGGAGACGAUGGGACUGAGUGUCAUCAAUACAGAACCCAGGAAAGCCUGAGAAACGGCAAGCUAUCAGCAGGAUCCCUGCUAGUUAACCCUCUUGAGCCACUCAAUGCAGACAAGAUCAAGGUCAAGAUCGCAGAUUUGGGAAAUGCCUGCUGGGUGCACAAGCACUUUACAGAAGAUAUCCAGACACGACAGUACCGGUCCCUAGAGGUGCUUAUUGGUGCUGGAUACAGCACACCCGCCGACAUAUGGAGCACAGCCUGCAUGGCCUUUGAACUUGCCACUGGGGAUUAUUUGUUUGAACCACAUUCUGGGGAAGAUUACUCCAGGGAUGAAGACCACAUUGCACUGAUCAUUGAGCUGCUGGGGAGUGUCCCACGCAAACUCAUAAUGACUGGCAAAUAUUCCAAGGACUUUUUCACCAAGAAAGGUGACUUGAAACACAUCACUAAGCUGAAGCCGUGGGGGCUGCUGGAGGUGCUGAUCGACAAGUACGAGUGGCCCCGCGAAGAGGCCGAGUGCUUCACAGACUUCCUGCUCCCCAUGCUGGAGCUGGUCCCUGAGAAGAGAGCCACUGCAGCUGAGUGCCUGCGCCACCCCUGGCUCGCCCUCUAGUGGACACUUCCAACCUUUGCACCUCCCCUCCCUCCCACUCUCCAGAGACUGCAACAGAUCACUUUCCAGUUUGGGCAUAUCAGAUGAAUAUUUAUUAUUUCUCCGUUUUUGUUUGUUUGUUUUUUCAUUGUUUUGGAUAUCUUAUGUUCUUGUUAUUGAGCUAAUGCUUCUGUGUACGUUUGCUUUGUAUUCGUUGGUUCUUCUCUCGUGAUGACGUCAGGAAUCCGGUGGAUAAUAUUUCUUUGUGGUCAUGUUGGCUCCAACUGCUGUGCUUCGUUCACCCACCCGACUAAGCAAACCUGUUAUUGUAUUUCCAGUGACUCAUCCUUGUUUGUUACACUCCUGCACUAAAACCCAAACAAGUCAAGGAUAUGUAGCCUUUAUUGGUCGUUUUUAUCCCCAUAAAAAGGACUCGCUAUCACUUUUUUUCUUGUACAAUUUCAUUAGUGCUGUGUUUUAUUUUUUUUAAGUUGUUAUUUUAUCUUCUAUUACACAGGUAAGGUAUCCAUUUUGUAUUUGUAAAGUAGGUUUAGGAAGUUGCACACUGGGCUGACAUUUACACUGACUGUGGUAAUGUUCACAGCGUUUCUCCAGACAGACCGUCUUAUUUCUUACAACUUCUGAAUCUAGGUCACAUGAGGUAAUCUCCACAGAAUCAGCUGUCACCUGGUAUUUAGUGGUUAGUUUAUUGUUAUAAAGGAGGUUUUCCUUAUGGGAGGCUGGUAUUCUCAUACGCCGACUACAAUUCAGGAAUAUAGUGGUUUAAAGGUUUCAAGAAGUUGACAUGGUCAGAAAAGAAGCCCACUUAAAAGGAAAAAAGUGAAAAUAAACUGUAUAUAUCUGUACCAAAGAGUUUGCCUUUAUGUAUAUUACAGUUAUGUACAGUUUUUAACAAAUCUUAUAUCUUAGCUAAAGUUAUUUAGCUGGGUAGCUGUGUUUUAAUAAAGCGUAUGGAAGAUGUGUUUGCGCUCAGUUGUGUGUAUGGCCAGCAGUUCAGUAAUGUUUUUACCAUAGAAAUGGUGCGAUCUCAUGUCAUGUAAUGUGUCCCAAAUGGAUCAUAUCAAAGUAACCUUUGUAUCUGUUGAGACUUAGGUUAAAAUAAAUUUACAUCAAGAUUCAAGAGCGUAGACUUUGUGUGAGAUCUCAACUUACAAAAUUGUACAAAACAAACAUACAAUAAAACAGAUGUCUUCAUACAAUACAGAAUAAAUGUGUACAGACCUGAUUUUUAUUUGUUUUUUUUUUUUUCUUUAGUAAACUUUAUUAGAUGUACGAUAUGGAGCCCAGAGCCAAUAUUUGCACUGUGGGGUAGUACUGUCAAGUUUAUGUAGUUCUUGAAGUUCUGUAAAUAGCAAUACAAGAAUGGAAAUGGUGUAUGUUUUGCUUCGAAUGCUUCAGUUCGUAUUUCAGAGUGUCUGUGUUUACCACCAAGUGCCAUCAAAGCAUCAUGAGGUCCUCCAGGUCUGUUCAUUAGUUGUCUGUAAAAAAAAAAAAAAAGAAAAAUGCUGUUAAAGUAGAGUUUAUUGGUUCACUCUUGACCUUGAAAGCUGCUCCUUCCAUUUCCCAUUUUAAAACCUUGACCUGAACUUUAAAGAUUCCCUCCAGGCAUGUUUUAAGACCAGAUAAAACCCUCUGCUGUGAAUACUCAUUUAAGCAGCUUUGUUUCUUGAAUUCCAUAAAUGUCCUCACUUCUGGUUAAAAUGGAGUGAUAUUAAUGUUUAGUGCAGAGAUUUCCAACUAGGGACAUGUGCACCCCAGAGGGCACUUGACUGGAGAGAUUAACUAAAUAUAAUACAUGCAUUUAUUAUGAAGGAACAACACCUAAAGAGGAUAACAAACCAGUGCUGCUCUUUGGUAAAUGUACUCAGAAGGACACACUUUUAGCAAGGAUUCCAAGUGUACAAGAAAUACUAAUAAAAAGGGUUAAACUAUUCAAAUGUAUGAAUGAACAGCUGUAAUAGGGUGAUGAUAAGACUCUUUAACAUGAUUAUUUGUGUUACAUUUAGUUUACAGUUUGGUUCUACUCCAGAUUUAGUCUUGAGACUGGUUUUAACAGGACUUUUAUACCAAGGUCAGUGAAGACAACAGCUCUGGGGUAUCACCAAACUGCUCAUGUUGUCUUAUUUGUUAACAUCAUUACUGUAAUUCAGUGUAAUAAUUUCUGCAUCAAAUGCCACUAACCACCUGACACAUUAGUACGGUGGCCUUGAGGGCUGAAACACAACAUUCCAGACAUUUCACUGGUCUACAAACAACAUGCCUCCACAGUGAGAGGGAAACUUUACCUAAUUUGAGUCACUAAUGACGAAAACUUGAGUCAAAAGUGUUGGUUGGCUCUAGUUUUCAUGGUAUAGUAUCGGUUAAAGAUGUGAAACCUUAUGAAUUAAUGAUAGAAUGGGUUUUACAU